Callorhinchus milii (elephant shark) is the source of this 728-nucleotide messenger RNA. It is a transcript of the gene rab41, whose product is annotated as RAB41, member RAS oncogene family. Lineage: Eukaryota; Metazoa; Chordata; Chondrichthyes; Chimaeriformes; Callorhinchidae. The record is from RefSeq and is a predicted model, not a curated record. Gene Ontology annotation, molecular function: GTPase activity; GTP binding. Bases 51 to 728 code for a protein of 225 amino acids. The transcript has 8 exons.
UGGGACGGACUUGCUGACGUCAGGCGCCGGAAGUGACGGUGGAACGAAACAUGGCGGGCGGCGGAGAGUUCGGGAAUCCGCUUCGCAAGUUCAAGCUCGUCUUCCUGGGGGAGCAGAGCGUUGGAAAGACGUCCUUGAUAACCCGAUUCAUGUACGACAGUUUUGACAACACUUAUCAGGCCACAAUUGGAAUUGAUUUUUUGUCUAAAACAAUGUAUUUGGAAGACCGCACGAUCAGACUCCAGCUGUGGGACACUGCAGGUCAGGAGCGAUUCCGUAGCCUGAUUCCCAGCUACAUCCGUGACUCGGCUGCUGCUGUUGUAGUAUUUGAUAUUACAAAUUUGAACUCUUUCCAACAGACGUCAAAAUGGAUUGAUGAUGUGCGAACAGAGAGAGGAAGUGAUGUCAUCAUCAUGCUGGUUGGGAACAAGACUGACUUGGCAGAUAAAAGGCAGGUGUCUAUGGAGGAGGGCGAGAGGAAGGCCAGGGAGCUGAAUGUCAUGUAUAUUGAAACCAGCGCUAAAGCAGGUUAUAACGUUAAACAGCUUUUCCGACGUGUAGCAGCAGCCCUUCCUGGCAUGGACAGUGCGCCUGAAAAGAGUAAAGAAGACAGUAUCCUACACUCACUCUCAGCUUGUGACAGGAACUUGCAAUGGGAUCUUUGUUUAACCAUGAAUAUUAACCAUAACCUGGGAUCCUUUAUCUUGUUCAACGAAGAGAAUCACUGA